This is a messenger RNA of Myripristis murdjan (pinecone soldierfish), 2723 nucleotides long. Its product is annotated as regulator of G-protein signaling 8. The record is from RefSeq and is a predicted model, not a curated record. The transcript has 6 exons. The coding region runs from base 519 to 1526 and encodes 335 amino acids. NCBI's taxonomy places the organism in Eukaryota, Metazoa, Chordata, Actinopteri, Holocentriformes, Holocentridae.
CUCACAGUAACAAGGGUCGGUGUGACGGACUGGCAGACGGGCAAGUUGGAACUGCGCGAAGGUGUGGCAGCCGUCAUCAGACCUUCUUCAUUCACGUCUCAGAGAAAAUGUGGAACUUCCCCGCCGCAGUGUUCCAGUCUCUCUUCAAUUAAUGUUUAUGUAAUUGGCCCUAAAAGAAUUCCAGCGGAGGUGCGGGACUUGCGCUGCGGCUCCCAGCAGCUGUGAGGGCGAGCGGAGCGUCGCAGCGUGGGCUUCGCUCUGACGGACUCGAGUCUGCGACUGGAUCCUAAAGCUUGAAGUCAGUGUGUGGAAACACCGGCCAUGGUACUUGUUGGGAGCCACAUACCGAGCCCGGAGCCCGCUGUGUAACACAGCAGCAGCCUGUGAGGAGGUUGUAAUCUGCUGCAUCUCUGUUCUGAGACGAGUCACUCUCAGUUCCCCCUUUUCAUUUCUGUCUGGCCUUAUUUUUCACCUCCUCUCCCCUCCUGUCCAUCCUUGACACUGCUUGUGGAGCUGCCAUGCGCAGGUUCAGCUCAGAGGGAUCCCUCCUGGACCUGGACUUUCUCCCAUGGAAGAGGGUGGUGCUGAAGGACUCCAGCUAUGAGCGGGAGAGCGAGUCUGGCACCUACACCCCUCACCUGGAGGAAGACCAGCCGGACGGGAGGUCAGCCAUCCUUCCUGCUAUCCUACGGGAACCUGAAGUGAGUUCCGGUAAAGCGGGGAGGGGAGAACUGACUAAGGAGCACAGCAUCAGUGUAGAAAAUCUUAUGGAGCUGGGGAAACGGGAGAAGAACCAUCUUGCUGUGGGAGGCAUUGGUGAAGGCUACAGGGCCUACAGCGACAGCCAGCUGGCCCCGGACACCAAAGGCAGCACGGAGAGUGUAGAGAAGGACGAGCCUUGUACCACCCCCUCGUCUCCCCUCUCCCUCAAACACCAGCACACCCGGAGCAAUGCUAGAGCCAAGCUGUCAGCAGCCAAACUGCACCUCAAGAGUCUGUUUGGACAGAGUCCUCAUUCCUCAAACUCAAAUUUAUUCAACGCAGAGCAGAAAGACUGUCCUAAAGAAAGGAGGUCUCGCCUCCUGUUCAUGCGCCAGUGGAGUCAGGUUGGCCACAGUAACAUCAAGUUCAGUCGGCAAGAGCUGGAGAAAUGGGCCGAGUCCCUGAGUGACAUCCUGGCCAGCCGAUCUGGUGUUGCCGUGUUCGGUGCAUUCCUGCGCUCUGAGUUCAGCGAGGAGAAUCUGCAGUUCUAUCUGGCCUGUGAACAGUACAGGCAUUCUUCCAACAACUUCAGCCUGCAGAGGAGGGCCAAGGAUAUCUACGCCACCUACAUCCAGCCCGGCGCCCCCCGGGAGGUGAACCUGGACAGUAAGACCAGAGAUCUGACCAUCCAGCUGCUGCAGGCUCCAUCUCACACCUCUCUGUCUCAUGCACAGAAGCGCAUCUACUCCCUCCUGGAUACAGACUGCUAUCCCCGCUUCCUCCAGUCCAGCAUCUACCUCUCCUUGCUCCGAGAGGCAGACUAGAUGUGAGGGCUUAGAGCUUAGGACACACAUCAACACACGGCUGGGGAUUGGUGGUAGGUAGUCCAGGAAUUUUUUUUUUACUGAACACAGUGUAGACCAAGAAGUUAAAAAUAAGUUCACAAUGUCACUGUCAGUGUUUAGUAAAAAAAAAAAAAAAAAAAGUUUUAGGAGCAAAUGGCUUUGCACAUUGGCCAUGGAGUGACUGGAUGCAGGAAUUUGGAGACAAGUGGGUUUUGGUGUCUUUGAGCUGCAGGAAAAACAAGACACUCCACUGAGCAAGUAAAUAUGGAAACAGAGUAAGAGGCACUUCUUUCCCUUAGUUUAUGUGACCCAUGAAACUAUGCAGAUGUCAUUUUAAUCAUUAAACAUCCUCAUUUUUCUGGCCUCCCCACGGUCCAGUGAGCACAUUGAGUUUCCCUCACUGGCGGAACGGAAAAACAAGUUGAGCAAGAAUGGGCUCUUCACUGAAAAGGUCAAAGUGCUGUGUGAGUUCCUUAUAUGAGAAGGUGAGAAACCUGAGCGAGCGGACUCUGAUAGGUGAAAGGACUGCUUACAAGGAAGUUGGACUUUCAGCUCGCCUCAAAAUCUUCCACUCUGCUGUCUUCUUGAAACAGAUCACACACGCUGUUUAUACACCAAGCAUGUCAUUUCAAGGACCCUACCAGUGAUUUUGCAUGUUUCGCGUAAUAUCUGCAAAAUGUGUAUCCUUACCAGUUCUGCUGAUCUUAUCCCAAAGCAAGAAGUUGUAUUUUCCAAUUCCUCUCUUUUAUCCAACUAUUGGUGUCUAUUCAUUCCACUAUGAUAUGUAAAUGAACUUUCAGAGACUUCAAACUUUCCUCACACCAGUGUACCAUCACUGUGAUCAAGUCGUCCAUAUUAGUUUUCUGAAAAGCUGCGACACUGUUGUUUUGAUGACUUGAAAUUGGGCAGAGUGAAAUGCUUCCUAUGCCAGGGAAAAUAGUCCCCGGGGACAUACCAUAAAUGGACCAAACAUUCAAAAUCACUAGUAUGAUCCUGUGGUUUAUUUUGUUCUAUUUAAAAUGACCAUGUUGAGUAGCAUUUGUCAUUGUUGCUCUUGUAAAUAGAAUCACUCCCAUAAUGCGGCGUAACAUUUAAUAGGAACAAAGAAGAAAUAAGUGUUUGUAGAUGUUUCAGAAUGUUGAAAACGUGUAAAUAAUAAAAUGCGGUGUUUUUGUA